This is a messenger RNA of Lactuca saligna, 663 nucleotides long. Lineage: Eukaryota; Viridiplantae; Streptophyta; Magnoliopsida; Asterales; Asteraceae. The record is from the annotation of a GenBank genome assembly.
AUGGGUGACAAUAUUGAUGAUUUUGAUCUUCCAAAGAUAAAUCAAAAUGUCAAUUUAGAAUUUGUAGUUUUUCGUGACGUAGAAGAAGAAUUCUCUAUGGUUUUUGAACCUGAACAUUUACAAGCCCGAGAUUUUCUCAAUCCUGAACAGAAAUUUAUGUAUGAUGAGGUAAUGUGGCAUAUCCAUAAUGAUAUUCCAGGAGUUUCCUUCAUAGACGGUCCCGGUGGAACAGGAAAAAUAUUUUUAUACAAAGCUUUACUUGCUAAUAUUUGUUCAUUUGGUCAUACUGCCCUCGUGAACGCUUCAUCAGGUGUUGCGGCUAAUAAUAUGCCAGGAGGGAGAAUAACUAACUCUCGCUUUAAAAUUCCCUUGAAUCUUGAAAAUAACUCGGUCUGCAAGAUUUCAAGACAAAGUGAUACUGCUCAACUACUUCAGGCUGCAAAAGUAAUCAUUUGGGACACAGCGUCGAUGGCUAAAAGACAUGAAUUGGAGGUGAUUUCAGACAAGUGUUUCCGGUCGUUAGACGUGGAACACAAGCAUAGACUGUGGAUUCUAACAUCAAAUGUCGCCUCUUUGGUCUUAUAUUAUCAAGUUGUGAUUUACUAUAAAUAUGAGAGCAUCAACCGAUCCAUGGUUCUCAGACUUUCUAUUACGUGUCGGUGA